UCGUGUUUGCUGUCGACAGGGAGAGUUGUAGUUAGCUUGUGAUGCUAUUAGCUACCCCGCCACCGAGACCAAAACACGGCUUGUUUUCUUUCUGUCCAUUUUUUGGUCUAUUUGACAAGAAGCUGCAACACGUGAUGGUCGACACAAAGUACUGUUUAGCAUUGUGUCUCACGGGGCAUUGAAAGAAAAGCAAUGGACCAGCACAGAUCCCACAAUCCGAACUCUAGCUACCAAAACCCCCAGUCAGCAUACAGACGUCACAGAGAUGCCAGUGGAAGAAAUCACUGUGAGAAUAAACGCUCCAGACCCAACCAGCAGCACCAGUCCGGGCCAAACCCACACACCUCUCCGGGUUUGAGCACCAGAAAGGAGCUGUAUGAAAGAGACUUUCCCGUGUACAAACAGCCAGUCGAAAUAGGAUGUUUUUCCCUGGACUCUGAGCGUAGAUUCUUCAAUGACGGCAGGCAGAUGAGAUACUACGUGGAACCUGAAAGAAAUCCUAAUUUUGACCUGAGGGACGGAUACAAGGACCGCUAUAUAAAGAGAGACGCAAACGUGAAGGAGAAGCUGGAUCACAUCCUGCGAUGGAUCUUGGCUAAUAAAUCAAAGCUCUGCUCAAAGGCAGCUACAGCCUCAUCAUGUACUUUAGAUUUUGACUUUGUGACGUGGCGUGGCCAUCUGACCAAGCUGCUGACCACGCCCUACGAGACACGCGAGGGCUGGUUGCUGGCGGUCACCAGGUUCCGGGGCACGCUGUACAUCAGCGAAGUGGAAACGGAAGCGGCUCGACGGGAACAGGAGAACCGCACAGAGAGACACGAGGAGAUGAUGUACUGGGGAUACAAGUUUGAGCAAUACACAUGUGCAGAUGGCGUCCACAGUUUACCCGACCCGGGCGGUGUGGUUAACACUAACGAGGCCUUCUGCACUGUGGUGCAGACCCGGCUGGCCGACCACAGACUCCUGUUCUCCGGUGAGGUGGACUGCCGGGACAAAGACCCCAAAGCUCCAGCUCCUCCUGCGUGCUACGUCGAGUUAAAGACCUCAGCGGAGAUCUGCACCCCCAAACAGCGCAGCAACUUUCACAGGUUCAAACUGCUGAAGUGGUGGGCCCAGUCUUUUCUCCCGGGAGUUCCCCGUGUUGUGGCUGGUUUUAGGGAUGACCAAGGAGUGGUUGUCAAUGUGGACACUUUUCCCAUCUCUAAGAUUUCACAGCUCAUCAAGAAUGAACACAACUGCUGGAAGCCAACGGUCUGUAUGAAUUUCUGCUGUGAUUUCCUGUCAUUUGUGAAGCAAAUUGCCGUUGAAGACCAUCCGAGCGUGGUGUACCUGUUCUCCUCGGAGCCCCGCAGAGAUGUGACGUUCUCUGUCCACAGGGACUCCCAGUAUUCCUUCCUGCCACACUGGUUUGUGGAGGAGAUGACCAGUAAGCCGGACGCACACCAUCAGCCCUGACUUACAACCAACAACGGUCCAUUUUUAAUGUUCCUUGAGACCACAAAUGGAGGAAUCUGACUUCAUUAUGAAUUUUAAAUCCCCAGUAACAGAGUUUAAUUGUUAGAUUUUAAUUGAGAACAAUAUAUGUAAUAAAAAUAAAAAAAACAAUGUAAAUAAAGGA
Molecule: messenger RNA, 1618 nt
Organism: Pungitius pungitius (ninespine stickleback)
Lineage: Eukaryota; Metazoa; Chordata; Actinopteri; Perciformes; Gasterosteidae
Gene: dxo
Product: decapping exoribonuclease
Exons: 7
Coding region: 193-1455 (420 amino acids)
Biological process (GO): NAD-cap decapping; nuclear-transcribed mRNA catabolic process
Cellular component (GO): cytosol; nucleus
Molecular function (GO): mRNA 5'-diphosphatase activity
Source: RefSeq, a predicted model, not a curated record